Venturia canescens is the source of this 809-nucleotide messenger RNA. It is a transcript of the gene hoka, whose product is annotated as hoka. The coding region runs from base 186 to 473 and encodes 95 amino acids. The record is from RefSeq and is a predicted model, not a curated record. The transcript has 3 exons. NCBI's taxonomy places the organism in Eukaryota, Metazoa, Arthropoda, Insecta, Hymenoptera, Ichneumonidae.
CACUCUCCCUCUCUAUCUUUCCUACAAUACUUGUUAUCAGAAACUCUUUUAUCUUGGGUUGUUGAUUCACGGCGCAUUCGUGAUAGUACCUACCCACGCCUCAGUGACAAUUCACCUGUUUUCGGACAUCUUCUAACUCAUUUUUUUCUUAUUUCAAAGCGAAAGAAGUGUGCGACCAGUGAAAAAUGCGUACGAAAAGUGUUCUCUACUACCUGGCUCUGGGCUUCUUGAUAAUGAGCCUAAUGAUGGGAGAAGUUGAGGCCCGACGUAGAAUUCUUCGAGGACGCAAAACUAUCACUCGAAGUUACUACAGACCCGCUGGUAUUCCUGCAUGGUCUAUCGUAGUCAUCGCGGGAAUCGGAAUGUUGGCAGCCGGCGGUGGUCUCUACGUUCUCUUGAAAAAGACCAUAAUCGAUGGAUCUGACGAGAGUGGAGCCAGUUCGUAUCAUCCGGCAAUGCAAGAUGAAGUUUAAAUUUUAACCGACUAUUCAAUCCUCUUUCAUUUUUUUAUACGUAAUCGUGACAUUAUUACAAAAUGAAUUACUACGUACAGAUCUUCAAAAUCAUAUUUCGAAUUCAAUGCCGAUGAAAAUGACAUUUACAUUCUAAUUUAAGAUUUAAAAACGUGUCUCGAUGACAUUUGUUAUUCGAAUAUUUCAUGUGUAGCGUGAAAAUUUCAUCAAUACAAAUAAAUAAUAGAGACAUUAAAACAAACACUCGUUAAAGAUUGAAGAUCAUUCCUUAGAUUGAUUUUUUUUUGUACAAACACAUUACAGCGUAGAACCUGAUUAUUCUUACAUUUUUGUCCA